Messenger RNA from Lathyrus sativus (Indian pea), 837 nucleotides. NCBI's taxonomy places the organism in Eukaryota, Viridiplantae, Streptophyta, Magnoliopsida, Fabales, Fabaceae. The record is from the annotation of a GenBank genome assembly.
AUGGCUGGGGUGGUGAUAGGAAAAGGUACUAAUGUCAAAAAAUUUGAUAUAGGUGAUGAAGUGUAUGGAAACAUACAAGAUUUCAAUAAUACUAAUGAAAAACCAAAGCAACUUGGAACAUUGGCACAGUUCAUUGUUGUGGAAGAGAUUUUUGUUGCAAGAAAACCAAAAUUUCUUUCAUUUGAGGAAGCUGCGAGUUUGCCUUUGGCAGUUCAAACAGCAAUAGAAGGCUUCAAAACAGGAGAUUUUAAGAAGGGUGAGACAAUGUUUGUGGUUGGUGGAGCAGGUGGUGUUGGAACUUUGGUUCUUCAAUUGGCCAAACUUUUGUUUGGAGCUUCCUAUGUUGUGUCUUCAUGCAGCACACCGAAAGUGAAGUUUGUGAAACAGUUUGGUGCUGAUAAAGUGGUGGAUUAUACUCAGACUAAAUAUGAAGACAUUGAUGAGAAAUUUGAUUUUCUCUAUGAUACUAUUGGUGAUUACAAGAAAUCUAUUGUUGUAGCAAAGGAUGAUGGAGCAAUAGUUGACAUAACAUGGCCUCCAUCACAUCCAAGAGCAGUUUAUUCAAGUUUGACAGUUUGUGGUGAACUCUUGGAAAAGUUGAAGCCAUAUUUGGAAAGAGAAGAGUUAAAAGCUGUGAUUGAUCCAAGAGGUGAAUAUAGUUUUGAGAAUGUGAUUGAGGCUUUUGGUUAUAUAGAAACUGGAAGAGCUUGGGGGAAAGUUGUUGUGCCAUGCUUCCGAUUGGAGGAUAUUCUUGAAGAUCAGUCUACCAUUUUGUCUGAGAUUGAUACCAAUAUACAACAAGUCAAUGGUUUGGCAAAAGAUCUUUGUCUCAAGUAG